Erythranthe guttata (spotted monkey flower) is the source of this 1882-nucleotide messenger RNA. Its product is annotated as trafficking protein particle complex subunit-like protein. The record is from RefSeq and is a predicted model, not a curated record. Gene Ontology annotation, cellular component: TRAPPIII protein complex. NCBI's taxonomy places the organism in Eukaryota, Viridiplantae, Streptophyta, Magnoliopsida, Lamiales, Phrymaceae.
UUUAGAUUAAAUUUAAUUUUCAGGGAGGUUCAAUUUUGUUACCAAUACACAGAGUGCUAAAAGCGUGUCAACCAUUCCCUCACAGCUUUGUUCUGUGCAGUCGGCCUGUGGGUCUAGUGUUCAACACCACCGCAGAGACCAGUCAUACCACCUACUCCGGCGGCGAAUCGAGAAAUUAUAAGGAAUGAGCGGCGGCGGCGGCGGAGCAGCGCAGCAGGCGGCACACUCGCUGGCGUUCAGGGUGAUGCGGUUGUGCCGGCCGACUCUCCACGUGGACAUUUCCCCUCUCAAAUUCGACCCCUGCGAUCUUCUCUUCGGCGAGGACCUCUUCGACGAUCCGAUUGCCGCGUCUCACCUCCCUCGCCUUCUCAGUAGCCAAUCGAAUACCUCCACGUCAGAUCCCUCCGAUCUCAGCUACCGUAGCAGAUUCCUGCUCCAGCACCCCACCGAAUCUCUCGGCCUCCCCGGCCUCCUCGUGCUCCCCCAAUCGUUUGGGGCUAUAUAUCUCGGGGAGACAUUUUGCAGUUAUGUGAGUAUAAACAACAGCUCCAGCUUUGAAGUUCGAGAUGUUGUAAUUAAGGCUGAAAUGCAAACAGAAAGACAGAGAAUACUGCUUUUGGAUACAUCAAAAUCACCUGUUGAAUCCAUUCGUGCUGGUGGGCGUUAUGAUUUUAUUGUGGAACAUGACGUGAAAGAACUCGGUGCACACACCUUGGUUUGUACUGCACUUUACACAGAUGGCGAUAGCGAGAGGAAGUAUCUCCCACAGUUUUUCAAGUUUAUAGUUUCUAACCCCCUGUCAGUUCGGACUAAGGUUCGCAGUGUUAAGGACACUACUUUUUUGGAGGCUUGUAUAGAAAAUCAUACAAAAUCUAACCUUUACAUGGACCAAGUGGAGUUUGAGCCGGCUCAGAAUUGGACUGCAACAUUGCUUAAAGCUGAUGAUCAUUCUUCAGAUCACAAUUUAUUGACGAGUGAAACUUCCAAGGAACCCAUUCUAAUCAGAUCCGGUGGCGGAAUUUAUAAUUAUCUUUAUCAAUUAAAAUUAUCAUCACCUGACAGUGCACAAUUAAAAGCUGACGGAAGUAAGAUUCUUGGAAAACUUCAGAUAACAUGGCGUACGAAUUUGGGUGAACCUGGUCGCUUGCAGACACAAAAUAUACUUGGUAAUCCCAUUACACGCAAGGAGAUUGAGUUGCAUGCUGUGGAGAUACCGCCUAUCAUUAUCCUGGAGAAUUCUUUCUUGGUGAGUUUGAAUCUCGUGAACUUGACCGACCGAGUGUUGGGUCCCUUUGAAGUAAGUUUAUCAGAACAUGAUUCCCUUGAUGAGAGAGCUGUAAUGGUUAAUGGUCUUCAGACAAUGACCCUUGGAGAGGUGCAAUCAUUUAGCUCGUUGAGUUUUCAGCUGAACUUGAUUGCCAUCAAGCACGGGAUUCAGAAAAUCAGUGGCAUUACAGUUUACGAUACAAUAGAGAAGAAAACUUACGACUCCCUUUUAGAACUGGAGAUAUAUGUUGACUUGGAGUGAAUGAUUUACCGUUAAUGUUACGUUGAAGACGCUUAUCGCCAUACUGUAAAUUGAGCUUGAUUUAUUCUGUGGGUGCAAGCAUAUUCCUUUACAUCAUCUUCUGCGAAUUCAGACGGGGCACUAUGCAGCCAGGUUUAUUCCUCCGUUCUUUGGCCUUAUUUUAAAUUUUAGCACAGAUAAAUAUUUUCGUAUCAUGGAUUCAUUUUUUUCUUUUGCUUGUAUGCAAAAUGCUCCUCCGGGCUCACUGGUUUUUUUUUUCCUAAAUUAGUCAUUAAAUCUUCAUCCAGAUCUUCAAAUUGUAAUUUUGCAGAAUCGUUCCGUUGCUUGAAUAUUAAAGUCGAUAUUUAUUUCCAA